UAGGAUCACGUCUUUUCCUGAUCUAAAGUAAAGGCAUAAAGUUGGGUGUACAGACACAAUUUUAAAAACUGUGGAUGAUACAAAGCUUGGAAAUACUGUGAACUAUGACGAGGAUUGUGAUAGUCUUCAAAGGGCUGUAGACAGACUAGUGGAAUGAGCAGAUAUGUGAAAUACAAAAUUAAAUGCAGAGAAGUAUGAAGUGAUACUUAAGGAAGAGGUAAUAUAAACCAAAGAGUACAAAUUAAAAGGAGCAGGGGGACCUUGGGGUUAUAUGAAUGCAGAUUGCUGAAGGUGGCAGAAUAAUUUGGGAAGGUUAUUAAUAGGACAUACCUAAUCCUGGAUGUUAUACUUAGAGGCAUACUGUGCAAAAACAAGAAAGUUUUGAUGAACCUUUGGUCACAACUCAAGUAUUGCUUCUGAUUGUCACUACUACGCUGAAGAAUAUAGUGAUGCCUCUAGCAGCAGAUGGUAAGGGUGAAGGAAGGUACCGUGGAGGGGAGCCAGUUAGUCCCUUCCCGCCAUUCCUGAAGGGAAGAAAUGGAUUGUUAGACCUGAAGCAGAGGGAAAGUCCUGCUGGAAAGAGAGAGAAGGAUUAUGAUGAAGAACGCCUCAAACAAGAUGGGCAACUGAAAAUAAAUGCUCUGACUGAAGAUGAUAUCACUAGAAAAGAACACUAUGGCCAGAACCAACAGGUCACAUUCAUUGUGCAGAAUUCUCCUGAUCAGAAGAUGAGGAUAGGCAGACUUGGAGAGAAAGCAGUGGAGUAUCAGCUCCCAUAUAAGAAUGUCUUACCAGUACCAGUCUUUGUGCCAUGCAAAAUAAAGUCAGUCACCAAAGAAGACCUCAAGCCUGAGUUUUCUCUAUCUCUAGAAGAAUUGAGAGGAAAAGAGAGAUUUGAAAGAGCACUAAACAACACGUGGUCAUUCCCUGACAAGCAGCAAGUUUCAGUAAUGGAAAAGGAGUUACCUCGCAUUGUGCAGCCAGCAAGUGGGAACUUCAGGGCCUCGGCUCUUUUGUCUCCCCUGAAUAUAUAUUCACAGCCUGAAGCUGCUCACAGAGGCUGAGUGUGGAGUAAACUGGAACGUGUUCACUUGCAAGAACAGUUAGUUUUAGGGCCUUAUAGUAAGAUAUGUUAAUGAAAAGUUCUGCCAUUUGAGCCAUAUUAGUUGGGUUAUGUAUUAGUUUUAUUCCAAUAGAGAUUUUUUCAUAGUUUGCCCAUUGUAUUUCAGCCGCAGGCAACAAAUACCUUGACAAUUAUUGGUCCCACAAAUUACUCCCACAGUUUGAAUUUAUGUUUCUAAUGUUUGUUGUUUCUAUUUUUAAAAAUUAAGAGGAAUAAAGUCCAGGACCCUGUUUUGAGAAGUCAGAGCUGUCAUUGUCAAUGGAGCUUUCUACUCCAAGUGCACAGCAUGUUCCAUUGAGCUGAUGAAGCUGCCAAAAUCUGUGGUAAAAUUGUAUUCCUUAUGUCUUUUACGUUAAACAGAAAGUUAUAAUAACACUAUUGUACCCAUCAGCUAUCAUCUCAGUAAAAUAUGUAACACUCUUACUGGAUGCCACUCACUUUCAUGGUCCUCUGUUUGUCCUCAGAACAAUCAUAAUAUUCAUUUAGUACAUCUGCAGAAUAAUCCAUCACCUAUCCUCAGAAUUAUCUUUGAAGCAAUUUUUUGUAACACUUCUAAAUUAUAUAAUAGCCAACUAAAUUAUAUAAUAUAUAUCCUGCUGUUAUAAUCCUGUAAUAUUUUCUCAUAAUGUACAGAAUCUUACAUGGGUCCAAGCGACAUGGGCUAUGGUGAGGUGUGUAUGGCAGAAUUGAGUGACAAAUCCGGCAAUGUCUAUCUCGGUGAUGAGACUUCAUUUAUUUAUGCUUUUCAGAAGUGGCAUAGUGAGAUUUUCGGUAGGCAACAACAAGAUCCCAAUUGAUGAGGAUUACCGUGGGCUAAAUGCCACAACCCACCAAAUUAAUAUUCAAAAUCCCAUGUUACUAAAUGUGCCAAACAAGCACAACAUUGGAAAAAUGUGACAAAGAAACCAAGGCAAGCGCCUUGCAGAUUCAGCUAACCAUUUGCUCCAAAUGACCUCCAUGUUGGACACUGGACAUCAACAUCUCAGGGUGCAUACCAUGGGCACCAGCCACAGAUAUACCUAUGUCCACAGGAGAUUGGCAUUUGAUAUGUGCCAGCCUCUAUGAACCCUCAAGGCACUUCUCUGAUACACUUACAGGAUGGUUCUGCACUUCAGUGUAGCACCUCUGGCUACACUGGCAUUGAUCUUGUAAUUCUGCAGUAAGGACAUUGUGCUGGGGACAUGCACCCAACACAUGGACUGCACCAGGCUGCAUGUUCACUUCCUGUCAUAGUGAUCACUCACUCUGAGCCCAUCUGGAUGCUCACAGCAUCCUUGCCUUGCCCUUUUGCACUUUGCCCCCUUAGCCAGCGAUACCACUAUCUUGCCACGCUAUUUAGUGCAUAAACCUGGCAUAAAGCCUGAACCCUUGCCAUUCUUGUCAGCAGCCUUCUGUCAAAUCAAGAGAAAUAGCUUUCACUCAGGGGCUCCUGACGCAGUAAGUCAAGGACUGCCUUGGAUACCAGUGCAAUAACUCUGAGUGAUCAGAGUCAGAAUCCUCUCCUCGUAAGGGAGGAGGAGCCAAAUGAUGAGCAAAACACAACCUAUCUUGACUCUGCCCUAUUGUUGGCUUUUUACUUCAAGGAAUAAGGGACAGGGUGAUAUUUCAGAAAAUGAAAGUGGGUGACACAGCUAUUAGUUUUGAUGCAAGUGGAAAGGUACAGUCAGUUCUUCGAUAACGUGAUGGGUGUGUUCUUUUGCAAUGCCACGUUAUAAAAAAAUUGCACUUUAGAAACUGCGCUUAAAGUGUUGGCACUGUAAUCGCGUUACAACCAACACACGUUUUAAAAAUUCGCGCCGUAGAAAAACGUCCCCAAUUCAUCAAUCACAUUACAGUGAAUUUACAUUGAUGUGAAAUGCAUUAUGACAGAAUGACCUGUAUCCUGAGCAAGUGAGGAAAACAUGCAGGGUUCAUGGUGUCAGGCAUUAGGGGUAGGUGACAACAAGUGAGGGAGCAUGUUGCAGAUAAUAGUGAACAUGUUACAACGUGAGCCUUGGUGGGAGAUGGAGGCAAUUAUAGAAGUACAGUGAAUGUAAGGUGUGGGAGAGAAGACUUAUGCUGGAAUAAUGGAGAAGGUUAUUGGCCUUCCUGCUACAUUGCUGUGCAUUUCUCUGGAUGGCUGAGACUGCAAUAACCUGGUGGCAACCUCAGACCAGUUUGGCGUGGUCUGGUCUUUUGUUCUCUGCUGCAGGCCUGGAUGAUAGCAAGUCCCAUCUGGACAUCACCCCAUCUAGCAGGAGCUCCCCUGGACACUGCCAUAUGGCACCUUUGCCCCAGACGUGGCAGACAGGCGGCAAAUGUCAAGAAUCGUGCAGGUCAGCUUUGAACUGAUUGCUUAACCAGGUGCACAGUAGGUUUUAAAGAUGGCACAGGUGCAAGUGAUGCUUGUGAAUUCUGGGAAACUCAUCAUGUGAUGACUGUACUGGGAAUGAUGGACGGUGAGCUGGAGCAGAAGUUGGACAUGAAGGACAGCAUAUUACUAGAGUAGCUCAUUAAUGAGGCAAAUUUAGUAAGAUAUGGCAAGAAAACACACUAAGCCCCGCAUCAAGAAACCCUCAAAAUAGCUCAACACAACUUAGACUUCACCAAAGAAAUUUAAGAUUCCGUUCUUUAUCUUUGUAGAAUGUAAUUUUAUCUUUUGAUCACUCUUCUUUGCUGAACUAGACAUAACUUACUAUAUUUACUUAUCAGAUCCUAUGCCUCCUUUAUUUUUCUGCUCCUUACUUUAUCACACAACCUCCUUCCACUGUCCUUACACCCACACUCUCAUGAGCAACUCUUCUGUUUGCUCAACAAUCACCUUAUUGUUCUGAUCAAUGCCUUUACCUAGCUAGCUGUACCAUGACUAUCUCUCAGCACAAACAGCUAUAGUCUAAAGUGCAAAGGUUAUGCAACCAGAAUGAUUAUCAUUAAUGGCAAUUUAUUCAAACCUGAAGUUUUGAAAGUAAAAUGAGGUGUACCUCAUUAAUGCAACCAGCACAUGAUAGGAAUAAAUACUCUGCUUACUCUGCCACAAAAAUACAUUAGCUAGAAUAUCCGUGCUGUGACUAUCGCAUUAGGAUUUUGAAAUGUUGUAUUGCUACCAUAUAAAUGCUGCAACUUUCAGUUUGGAUCAUUGCUUCUCUUUAUUGCAUGUGGUUUGUUUAUCAUGUAUUAAUUAAAGACACAAUAAAACAAGGACUAGAGUUUAAGAGGUUCCUUGUAGUUGAUAACAACAAAUGUUAUUAUUUUGUGAAGUGUGUUCGGUUGCUUACUUUCUCAAUAUAAUUAUUCCU
Chiloscyllium plagiosum (whitespotted bambooshark) is the source of this 4398-nucleotide messenger RNA. NCBI's taxonomy places the organism in Eukaryota, Metazoa, Chordata, Chondrichthyes, Orectolobiformes, Hemiscylliidae. The record is from RefSeq and is a predicted model, not a curated record.